CUAUCUAUCGAUCUCCAAAUUUCUUACACACACACACACACACACACACACACACACACUGUCACACACACACUAACAACACGCAGAAAGUAGGAAAGUUGAAAAAUGGCUGUCGUAAAUGCAUCAUCUCUCGUUGCUUUCAGACAGCUAUCUUCUUCUUCUUCUUCUCCUUCUCUUAUGCCUCCCACUUUCAAACAAAUGCCCUUUGCAUCAGCAAAAAUUAGGGUUUUUUGUACUUCCACAUUUGCCCUCAAGAACAUCAAUACUUCCGAAACUGUGGAUUUAAUCGAAGAGGAAAAUGAAAUAGAAUCAUCCGAGACUGUAUUGUAUUCCUUCUCUCCUUUACCGUUGCUGCUUUUCGCUGCUCUUCCUGGAGCUACAACGGUGACUUCUCUGUUUAGCCCUUUUGUCGAGAUCGUAAAGUCAUUCAACCUCCCUGGUUGGCUUGUGCACUGGGGUCACCCUGGGAACAUGGCUGUUGUGCUUUUUGCUAUGGGUGGUUACGGGACUUAUUUGGGCUUCCGUAUUCGCUUCUCAGAUGAUGUUGAGGAGAAGGCGAAGGCGAAAGAUUUGCAUCCUAAGCUUCUUGCAGGAAUGUUCUUCUUCUUUGCUCUUGGAGCUACUGGUGGAGUUACGUCUCUUCUCACUUCAGACAAGCCCAUCUUAGAAAGUCCUCAUGCUGUAACAGGUUUGAUCGGGCUUGCACUUUUAACACUUCAGACAGUAUUGCCAACACUAUUUGAGGGAAAUUCAGGAUUGCGCAAUGUACAUGCAAUCUUGGGCAGUGGCAUUAUGACAUUGUUCCUCGUUCAUGCGGCGUUAGGGCUUCAACUAGGAUUGAGUUACUAAUCCCUUUUGACGAAAGGCGAAAGCCAUAAGAGAUAUAUUUGAUGGCAUCAAAUCUAAUGGUGCUCAUUCUUUAUAGACUAUAGUGUACUAAAAAAUAAAAUUAUAUCUACUGUUACUUAAAUUGAAAUUAACUUGAUGCUAAAAAGAAAAGUUGGUCCCUCCUAGUUAAAGCGUAUCUCGUACAUUUUUUUUCCAUGAAAAUGCGUUCGAUUUUCCGGAUAUU
This is a messenger RNA of Erythranthe guttata (spotted monkey flower), 1072 nucleotides long. Its product is annotated as translation initiation factor. Lineage: Eukaryota; Viridiplantae; Streptophyta; Magnoliopsida; Lamiales; Phrymaceae. Gene Ontology annotation, cellular component: membrane. The record is from RefSeq and is a predicted model, not a curated record.